UUUUCAACAUACGGCAGUCUUCACAUACGGAGCUAAUACUUGCUAACUAGCUGAAUCAUUUGGUUGAAGUUUGCUCUUUUAUUGUAAUUCGAUUGGUAUUGCAGUGCAAUGGCGGCAAGAUAUGACAGAGCUAUUACUGUCUUUUCUCCCGAUGGUCAUCUCUUUCAAGUGGAGUAUGCACAAGAAGCUGUAAAGAAGGGUUCCACGGCGGUGGGAAUCAGAGGCAAAGACAUCGUUGUCCUUGGCGUUGAGAAGAAAUCGGUAGCAAAGCUACAGGAGGAAAGGACUGUCCGGAAGAUAUGUGCCCUGGACGAGCAUGUCUGCAUGGCAUUUGCAGGUCUGACUGCAGAUGCCCGAAUUGUGAUCAAUAGAGCUCGGGUUGAGUGCCAGAGCCACAGGCUAACUGUUGAGGACCCCGUCACAGUGGAAUACAUCACACGCUACAUCGCUACACUGAAACAGCGCUACACUCAAAGCAACGGGCGCAGGCCAUUUGGCAUCUCUGCGUUAAUUGUUGGCUUUGACUACGAUGGGACUCCCAGGCUGUAUCAGACAGACCCUUCAGGAACCUACCAUGCCUGGAAGGCAAACGCAAUCGGCCGCAGCGCAAAAACGGUGAGAGAGUUCCUGGAGAAGAAUUACACAGAUGAAGCUAUUGCUGGGGACAAUGAGGCAAUCAAGUUGGCUAUCAAAGCUUUGCUUGAGGUUGUCCAGUCAGGAGGGAAAAAUAUUGAACUUGCCGUUAUCAGACGGAAUCAGCCACUGAAGAUUUUGGAAUCCAAGGAAAUUGAGACCCUGGUGGCUGAGAUUGAGAAGGAAAAAGAGGAAGAGGCAGAGAAGAAGAAGCAGAAAAAGUCCACUUGAAGCAGUUAACUGAGAGCUUUUCCUUUAUUGCACUUAGAUGACAAUAACAUAUUUGGGUUGCAGAUAUUAGACCAUUUUAGAGGGUUGACUCCUCAUGUAUUUCAUUAUAUAGAGCUAAAUCCUAACUUGAGAUCUGUUGAUGCUGUUCACAUGUUUUGAACAUGUGUCUGAGUGAUACUGUACCAUUUUCAAAGAGUAUCUAGUUCCUGUACUUCCAGCUAUUGAGUUGACUGAUGUUUUAAAAGCACAUACAUGGAUCUCAAGUUGGGGUUUAGAUCUUAAACUACGCUUACAGGAAGUUUUUUAUGUCAUUCACCAAACAGCUCUGUUGGUGAUGAAUCUCAAAUGUUGAAAUAUAACUGUUCAGAAACAAAAUGAAACUAAAUACUCAAUAAAAGCUGACUUGU
Molecule: messenger RNA, 1271 nt
Organism: Chelmon rostratus (copperband butterflyfish)
Lineage: Eukaryota; Metazoa; Chordata; Actinopteri; Chaetodontiformes; Chaetodontidae
Gene: psma8
Product: proteasome 20S subunit alpha 8
Exons: 7
Coding region: 109-864 (251 amino acids)
Biological process (GO): ubiquitin-dependent protein catabolic process
Cellular component (GO): proteasome core complex, alpha-subunit complex; proteasome core complex; nucleus
Source: RefSeq, a predicted model, not a curated record